AAGCUAUAUAGUUCAUUGUCCACUUCGCCAAUUCCUCUGUCAUUAAUUUUUUUUCUUGAGAUUAAUCUUUAAUUCUUGCUAUUGAGUAUUGACUUGGAGUAAUGGUUGCUAAAUAUUCAUAGAUCCUCAGCUCUUGUCAAUAACAACCCCAGCCAAAAAGUAAACCCAGUUGAGAUUACCAUAAUGCCAUCCCGUCAAUUUCCACCACCUCCACUCCGCCACCAACACCACAGUCACUUCCGCCACCUUGUUCUGUUACUGGCCUGCGGGCUGACGGCGACUUUUUCCCUCCUCAUUCUCCUCGCUCUCUGCCUUCGUAAGUUCACCAAGAAACGCACUGCUCCUUCCUGUGACACUGAUUCCGAGAAAAUUCCAAUCAAACUCUCCUACUCCCUUCUCCGCCAUGCCACAAACAACUUCUCCCCCUUCCUCCUCCUCGGUCAAGGUGGGUUCGGCUCCGUAUACCGCGGCACUAUUAGGCAUACCCCAAUCUCCAAGAACAUGCCUUUCCACGUUGCGAUCAAGCUCAUGGACUCUGGGUCACUCCAAGGUGUGCGUGAGUUCCAAAAUGAAUUGUUUUUAUCCUCUAAAAUUAAUUCUCAAUACGUUGUUUCCGUGAUUGGGUUUUCGUCGAAUCCCAGAAAACGUCGAAUGCUUUUGGUUUAUGAGCUAAUGGAGAACGGCAGUUUGCAAGAUUUUAUUUUUCAACGAAAAAGUGGAGAGUUAAAAAACUGGGACAAGAGGUUUUUAAUCGCUUUGCAUAUAGCCAAGGGGCUUGAGUAUUUACAUCACUAUUGUGAUCCUCCAAUUAUUCAUGGUGAUGUUAAGCCGAGUAACAUUUUGUUGGAUGGGAGUUUUAAUGCGAAAAUUGCUGAUUUUGGGUUGGCUAGGUUGAAGUUGGAAGAGAAUAUUGAAGGCGAGGUGAAGGAGGAGGAUAAUUUGGGUAAUGGGGUGGAGGAUAUUGGAUCUGUAUUGGAGGAGACAGAGAGUGUUAUCACAGCCAGUGGGCUUGAGGAGUUCAAUAAUGCUAAACAUCAAGUGUGCGAGGAAAGGUCAGAGGAGGGUGCUUUUCUGCGGGUUGAGGCCUCACCAGAGGUAAUAAUCGGGGUGGAAUUGUCACCUAAGGCAGAGACGGCUCCUGUGAUGUCGCCGACAACAGUGGUUGCAAUGGCAUCACCAUCCGAGGGUUUGGAGACGGCGAGUGUAUCGGAGGAGAAAUUUGAUAAGGUUAGUAUUGAGAGUGAGGGAGAAAGGAACAUGUGGAAAAAGAAGAAUUUUACUGGGAAAAAUUGGUGGUGGAAGCAAGACAAUGGAGGAGAAGGGAAGUCAGGAAGGGUUAAGGAUUAUGUAAUGGAAUGGAUUGGGAAAGAAAUAAAGAAGGAGAGACCAAAGAGCGAGUGGGUUGGAGUGUCAUCAAGCGCAGGAGUGGUUGGGAAAUUGGACAAAAAACAGAAGAAGGAAAAGCAACUGGAUUGGUGGGUCUCUUUAGAUGACAACAAGAAUUUGAAGAAGGAUAAGAAGAGGAGGCCUGCAAGGGAGUGGUGGAAGGAAGAGUUUUGUGAGGAGCUCGAGAAGAAGAAUAAAAAAAAGAAAAAACAUUUGCAGGGUUCAAUGAGUGAUGAUUGUUAUAGUGGGAAUUGGGAGCCAAGAGACAAUCAAAUGUAUGCUGAUAGAAAGAAAAAAUAUAGGAGCAGGAGCAGGAGCAGGAGUAGAGGUAGUGUGGAUUGGUGGUUGGAUGGAUUCAGUGGCGAGCUUUGGAGAGUGUGGAGAAAUAGUUAUGAUUCCAUCAGUGGGGAGAUACCUAAGAGUGGUGGUAUUAGCAGCACACCAAGUAUGAGAGGAACUGUGUGCUAUGUUGCACCAGAGUAUGGUGGUGGGGUUGAUAUAUCUGAGAAAUGUGAUGUUUAUAGUUAUGGAGUUUUGUUGUUAGUUCUUAUUGCUGGACGUAGGCCACUUCAGGUGACAGGGUCACCCAUGUCAGAGUUCCAACGGGCCAAUCUUAUAUAUUGGGCACGUCACCUUGCCUGUACAGGGAAGCUUCUUGAUUUAGUUGAUCGGAAUAUUCAAUCUUUAAACGAAGAGCAAGCCCUGCUAUGCAUCACUGUGGCACUACUCUGCCUGCAGAAGUCACCUGUAUGCAGGCCUUCAAUGAAAGAGGUGGUGGGGAUGCUAUGUGGAGAUUUAGAAUCUCCACAGCUACCAGUUGAAUUUUCCCCGUCACCUCCCUCCCGCUUCCCGAUUAAGUUACGCAAGAAAUUUCGGAGAGCAUAGCAAAUUGAUGCACAAUUAUAUGCACCUACUUAUGGCUGGAGCCUACCGACAAUGCUGCAGUCAGAUACCCUUGCUUUAUGAUGCUUAUUCUGUUGGAUUUGAUUAGUGUUUAUGUUCUCUUCUGAGAGAUUGACAAUUGUUUAGAACCCAACAACAAAAUCUGUUGGUCAAAUAUAGAAAAAGAAGAGGUUAUUGCUCUUUUCUUCUCUCUUUCUUUUUUGCUAGAUCUCUUGCGAGGAAUUUAAGGAGCAACUUUGAAUUAUCAAGAAAACGAUUUGGGGAAGCUAGCAAGAAUUUUCUGAAAAAGUUAGCGAGGACUGAGGUCUAGGACAGUUUUGGUUAAAGCAUACAGAAGUGAGAGAAUGCGACAUUCCUACACUUCAUUGUCGUCCUGGAAAUUCCUAUACGAAAUUGAGGCAGGGCUUUUGAUGAUUCUGUUGCUCUUGGCUAUUUUUUUCGUUGUUUUAUCGCCAGCUUCACAUGCUUAUUUUUUCUGCUCAAUCAUGAAGCACCAAUUAAUAGAUCUUCAUUUUGUGGAUAAUGAUUGGUGAUCAUGAAGUUUCCCAUUUUUCAUUUAUUAAUUAUUUUUUUUGUAAGAUGGCACGGUUGCCUCUCGUUGUUGGGUUUCUUACAGCAAGUGUAAUUGUCAUAGGAUGCUGGGGGAUGGGGUGCAUAUUAUGUUUGCAAAUGUUGGUAUGACUUUAAAUCAAAUGCUCUUGAUCAAAGGUCAUAUUUGUGUCGUAAGAUGUAGGAACUGUUUUGUGUAUAAAGGAAUCUUUGGAUCGUAAUGAUAAGGUUGAAGCA
Molecule: messenger RNA, 3075 nt
Organism: Olea europaea var. sylvestris
Lineage: Eukaryota; Viridiplantae; Streptophyta; Magnoliopsida; Lamiales; Oleaceae
Product: receptor-like serine/threonine-protein kinase At4g25390
Exons: 2
Coding region: 184-2271 (695 amino acids)
Biological process (GO): protein phosphorylation
Molecular function (GO): protein kinase activity; ATP binding
Source: RefSeq, a predicted model, not a curated record